AUUGGAUAUUCGCGGUGUUUAUUUCCCCAGAACUAGGAGCAAAACAGCAAUGAAUAGCAAGCUGCAGAUGUAAGUGCUGGUUUGUUUACAUCUCCGAAUCAUAUCCCUGGGGUGAUUGAUGGCCUUCAAAGUCCAUAAAGAUGCGAGACCUCUGCUCACUUGGAAGAGGUUGUUCCAUCAUCAUCAGCAUAUUACAACACACCAACCUCCAACCUCAGUCACUCCUUACCUACUAGACACACUCUUUCCAGUCACUCAUUAAUUCCCGCCAAUUGGCUUUUGCUGUUUGCUCACUUCACACGAUCGUCCUUUCCCAAGCAGACCAGUUACUCUUUGUCAAGAAGACAUCACAGAUACUCCUUCCUCCCAAGAUCACCAGCACACCUUCCUUCAUUCUAGCCAGUCAAUAUGCAUCUCACCACGCUCAUCGUCACUUCCCUCGCCGCAGGCUCCGCCUCCGCUUUCCACUGGGGAACCAGCGCUCCUCCCGCGGGCUUCGGUGCCGCCGCCGCCGCUACCGACGCUGUCGCUCCUGCUCCUGCUGGUUUCUCCGAUCCUCCUUCUGGUCCUCCUCCUCCUUCUGCUCCCGGUGCUCCCGGAGCCAUGAGGCGUCCAGUCCAGGCUGCUGAUGCCGAUGCCGAUGCCGCCGUCACUGCCGCCGAGGAUGAAUCUGAUUGUGAAGAAGAGGAUGAGUCCGAUGAUGAGGGUGAGGACGACGAUGCCGUUGUCGCCUCGAGCACCACCAUCGUCUGCCCUACGCCCACCAACUUUAUCUGGAACGGCGCUCCCGUGAUCGUCACGGCUUCAACUGUUCUUACCCUCCCGUGCACCACCGAUGCCUCGGGCGCUACUGCCGCUCCCUUCCACCCCCCACCUGCUCGUCCUCCCCACGGCCCUUGGGCCGCCUGGGGUUCCGCCGCUGAGUCCGCCUCCGCCGCCCCGGCCCCGAACUCUUUCACUACGCCUUGCGACACGUGGGUCACCCAGACCGCCAUUGCGACGGCUACUGCUACGGAGAUGGUCAUUCCCGUUACGCAUGCCGAGCCAACCUGGACCAAGGCUCCUGCUCAACCUACUGUUGUGAUGGCUGGGGCCGCUCGUGGUUACCCUGCCGCUGCCGCUGCGCUGGCGGUUGUUGCUGGUUUCAUGGGGCUUUUUCUGGCUUAACUAGGGAGUGGGCAUGAUGAGAUCGCUGACAUGAUGGUUUGGUUGGUUGAAAGAGAGAACAGAUGGCUAUACGUGAAGGGGGAGGGAGUUGUGUAUGUUUUCUCACACCAGCAUUUGUAGGCGCUGAUGGUGUAACUUGACACCCCGCCGCCGAGUUAUUUGGUAUUUGCUUUUUGUUCUUCUGCCAAGGGUUUUGCUUCUUUGUUUAGAUUUGUAUUUUGAGAUUAAUUUCGUCCGAUUCGCC
Molecule: messenger RNA, 1411 nt
Organism: Neurospora tetraspora
Lineage: Eukaryota; Fungi; Ascomycota; Sordariomycetes; Sordariales; Sordariaceae
Exons: 2
Coding region: 409-1167 (252 amino acids)
Source: RefSeq, a predicted model, not a curated record